Molecule: messenger RNA, 1333 nt
Organism: Chrysoperla carnea
Lineage: Eukaryota; Metazoa; Arthropoda; Insecta; Neuroptera; Chrysopidae
Product: gastrula zinc finger protein XlCGF8.2DB-like
Exons: 2
Coding region: 55-1164 (369 amino acids)
Biological process (GO): regulation of transcription by RNA polymerase II
Molecular function (GO): RNA polymerase II cis-regulatory region sequence-specific DNA binding; DNA-binding transcription factor activity
Source: RefSeq, a predicted model, not a curated record
AACAUGAAAAACAUUAAACUGAACAAUAAUUAAAUUAUUGAAGAAAGUAAUACAAUGGAGUUUGUAAGAAUUAAAGAAGAAAUACCUGACGGAACUUUUACAAUGAAAGAAAAAAUGCAAGAAGAAACCAACGAAACUGAACAUGGAACACAUCCUCAGAAGCCCCAAUUAAGAACUCAGAGUGCAGAAAAAAAUUUUAUAUGUGAAAUUUGUGAUAAAAAAUUUAUUAAUAAUAGUAAUUUAACUGUUCAUAAACGAACUCAUACCGGAGAAAAACCUUAUUCAUGUGUAAUUUGUGAUCGAAAAUUUAGUUGUCAUAGCACCUUAGUUGUUCAUAAACGAACACAUACUGGUGAAAAACCAUUUUCUUGUGAAGUUUGUGAUAAAACAUUUAGUCAGCAACAAAGUUUAACAACACAUAAAAGUAGGAUUCAUAUUCAAGAAAAAUUAUUUACAUGUGAAAUUUGUAAUAAACGAUUUUUCCGCCAAAACGAAUUAAUUAUACAUAAACGAACGCAUACGGGGGAUAAACCAUUUUCAUGUGAUAUUUGUGAUAAAAAAUAUAAAUCACAAAGUAAUUUAACAACACAUCAACUAAUUCAUACCGGGAAAAAGCCGUACUCAUGUGAAAUUUGUAAUAAAACUUUUACUUUUAACAGUAAUUUAAUUAUACAUUUUCGAAUUCAUACCGGUGAAAAGCGUUUUAAAUGUGAUGUGUGUGAUCGAAAAUUUACUUUUAAACAUGGAUUAAUUAAACAUAAACUUAUUCAUACCGGGGAAAAACCAUUUUCAUGUGAAAUUUGUAAUAAAUUAUUUAAUAAUAAAUAUAAUUUAAUUAAACAUAAAGGAACGCAUACCGGUCGAGAAAAACCAUUUCGAUGUGAAAUUUGUGAUAAACGAUUUUUCCAGAGAAGUGAUUUAACUGCACAUAAACGAACACAUACCGGGGAAAAACCAUUUUCAUGUGAUUUUUGUAAUAAGGUAUUUAAUCAGCAACAGAGUUUAAAUAGACAUAAAAGAAUUCAUUUUCGUGAAAAACCUUUGAAUGUUAAAUCUGAAACUGUUACAUUGGAACAUGUAGAAAUUAAAGAAGAAAUAUCAAAGGAAAUUAUCAAAAUUGAACAUGUUUUAAUUAAAGAAGAAAUAUCCGAUGAAAAUUUUUGAACAAUUUUUUUUUGAAACGUGUUUAUAGGACCUGGAGGAACAUUCAGUCAACUUAAUCUAGUCAGAGAGAUUAAAGUUACAUAGAUGUGAGUGUCAAAUGAUUUUAAACGUAUCAACAACUGAGGAAAUUGCUUAGGUCAAAUCCAUCAUGGAAAACGUUAUCCCGAAA